Molecule: messenger RNA, 2789 nt
Organism: Talpa occidentalis (Iberian mole)
Lineage: Eukaryota; Metazoa; Chordata; Mammalia; Eulipotyphla; Talpidae
Gene: TAF8
Product: TATA-box binding protein associated factor 8
Exons: 9
Coding region: 15-947 (310 amino acids)
Biological process (GO): transcription initiation at RNA polymerase II promoter
Cellular component (GO): transcription factor TFIID complex
Molecular function (GO): protein heterodimerization activity
Source: RefSeq, a predicted model, not a curated record
UACGCCAGAGCAAGAUGGCCGACGCGGCGGCUACUGCCGGGGCCGGCGGCUCCGGAACGAGAUCUGGAAGUAAACAGUCCACUAACCCUGCUGAUAACUACCAUCUGGCCCGGAGGCGAACUCUGCAAGUGGUUGUGAGCUCCUUGCUGACUGAAGCAGGCUUUGAGAGUGCUGAGAAAGCAUCCGUGGAAACCUUGACAGAGAUGCUGCAAAGUUACAUUUCAGAGAUUGGGAGGAGUGCCAAGUCUUACUGUGAGCACACAGCCAGGACCCAGCCCACAUUGUCAGAUAUUGUGGUUACUCUUGUUGAGAUGGGAUUCAAUGUGGACACUCUCCCUGCUUAUGCAAAACGAUCCCAAAGGAUGGUCAUCACUGCCCCUCCAGUGACUAAUCAGCCAGUGACUCCCAAGGCCCUCACUGCAGGGCAGAACCGACCCCACCCACCGCACAUCCCCAGCCAUUUUCCCGAGUUCCCCGACCCCCAUACCUACAUCAAAACUCCGACAUAUCGGGAGCCUGUGUCGGACUACCAGGUGCUGCGGGAGAAGGCUGCAUCCCAGAGACGGGACGUGGAGCGGGCGCUCACCCGAUUUAUGGCCAAGACGGGGGAGACUCAGAGUCUUUUCAAAGACGACGUCAGCACGUUUCCAUUGAUUGCUGCCAGACCUUUCACCAUCCCCUACCUGACAGCUCUUCUUCCAUCUGAGCUGGAGAUGCAACAAAUGGAAGAGACGGAUUCCUCAGAGCAGGAUGAACAGACAGAUACAGAGAACCUUCCUCUUCAUAUCAGCACGGAUGAUUCUGGAGCUGAGAAGGAGAACACCUCUGUCCUGCAGCCAAAUCCCUCCUUGUCAGGAAGCCGGAAUGGGGAGGAGAAUGUCAUCGAUAACCCCUAUCUGCGACCUGUGAAGAAACCCAAGAUCCGCAGGAAGAAGUCCCUCUCGUGAGCUGAGAAGGAAGCAGGCCUUGUUAGAGGGAUGUGGACGCCGCCCUCCAGGGGGAGUUAGCCACUCGAGGGAAGAAGAGAGAGUGGCCUCUUCGUGGUCAAGCAGAGGCUGCCCAGGGUGUGAUGGGGCAUGAUUUUAAUAGCAAACUCUCUGUUAAGAUGACCUCUUCUCAUUGGAUAUUUGGGUUGAGGAAGCUACAAAGGUAAUAACUAAGUUUUCUUAAUCAGCCAGGCCAUCAUACAGGGCAUAGGAACCCAGCUGGUGACUUCAUUGAUUAUCACAAGAUUUGAUUCCUUUGAAACCUGAAGUCCAGGGAAGAUGGCAGGAAAGAAAGGUCUCUCUCUUUGUUUUGCUUACUGCCAGAAAGACUGUUUGCCUGCUUUGUGUGUCAGGAUAUCUGGACCCCUUUUACUGACUCACGAUUUGUGGCAGCUGGUUUUAUCGUCCCAGAGCUUCAUUCUUACUUCUCUCCUCACUUGGGCUCCAAGUGCCCUGUUGAUGUGAUCAGAGGUGAUUUUGUUAGAAACAGAUGGCCCUGAUGUCACAGCCUAACCUGGGCAACAUUUUCUUGAGGGAUUUAUCAGUUAGCAUCCCACUGUGGAAGGUGUGCUCAGGGGACCUUCCCCCCACCAAUUCCUGCCCCUCCUGAUAUAAGAUGUUUUCUCUGACAAGAGCCUCAUGCAGCAGAUAUAUUAUGUUGUAACUUGUUGGAGGAACCCAAUUGUAGACAACAGGAAAAGGAUAGGGUAGGGGAAGGGGUCGGGGUCAGGGUUUGAGGGCUGGGCUGGGCCUUGUCUUCUGAAAGCUGAGAAGCCUGGCCAGUCUGCUGGGAGACUACAGUGCAUGGAAGGCCUGUGUGUUCUUCCAGAAGCAGGUCUGAAUUUGUUCAACUUCUUUGUCUCCUGAGAAAGAUCCUCUGAACCAAAAAACAAUUGUGUAAGGAAGACGCCAGACAAGCUGAUGGCCUUUGGCUGAUCACUGAAGGAAAAUAUUUUAAAGCCAAAUCCAAGGAAGAAAAAUGCCAGCAACACCUGAAAGUUAACAUAAGAUAAUGGAGUUCACUGGAUUGCAUCCUAAAGUCCCUGUCGAACUUUGCAUAGACCUGGCUUCUGUGGUCAUCUCUUAAUCUUCCAUCCUCUUGUGAAUUUGAAAACUUUUUAUGAGGAACUAUGUGACCUGAUGGCAGGCCCCAUGUUCCUCUGGCCUCACUGAUCUCUAGGGCACUCCAUCCCACUGCCUGGAAGGAAAGAGCUGCUGCCAGUAACAGAAGCGGGGUGCCAGGGAAAAAUUUGGAUUCCCCAACUGGACCAAAUAAGAGUUUCUCAGGUAUUUGGUGACCUGAAACGCUUACACUUGAACAUAGACUGGGUCUGUGCUGACCCCAUAGGGUCUGUAAUUGCGCUAUUGGUGAUUGUUGGCCUGUCUAGUUUAAAUACUGUCCAGGCGUGAGCUCUGGUGGAUGCAGGGCUGAAACCAUCACAACUCUUGACAGCCAUGUUCCAGUUGGCAGGGCACAACUGUGGUACCUCUUGCCAACAAAAGCCUGGUGAACGCCAUGUCUGGGGGAUGAAGUGGGAUUUGGAGAAGAGUUACCAUUUCUGCUGCUGAGACUUCAGAGGCUGUGCUGCUGUGAGUCUGUUCUGGAUGAAAAAUAGUGGUUAGUUGACUUGAAACAUUGGCCCAAUUAUUGUGUAAAAAUUGUGUGUAAUUAACUGUAUAUUUAUAAAUUUCUAUUUUUAUAAGUUGGGAGGGGGGGAUUCUGGAAGGGAAAAUGUAGUAAACAGAGCCAGAUUAAGAAUGCAAUUGAUGAUCUCUUAAUAAAAGUUCAUAAUAAAAACUUUG